ACAUACUGUUAUUUUUCUUUCAGCAUUUUCCAGGUAACCAGAAGCAAUGGCCUCAGUUGAUGCAGCUAGCCAGUCAGGUGUGUCGGGAUAUGAAGCAGUAUUUGAUGAGGACCCUGAAAGAAAAUAUGUUUGUCCUGUCUGCCUCACUGUGAUGAAAGAUGCAGUGCAAACAUCAUGUGGACACAGAUUCUGCGAAACAUGUAUUCGUAAAGUUGCAAAUCGAUCAGGAAUGUGUAAAUGCCCAGUAGACAACACAUGGUUUGACACAGAAUUUGAGUUAUUUCCUGAUGUGGCUAUUCGUAGAGAAAUUCUGUCACUGAAAGUGAAAUGUGAGCAACACCACAAAGAUUGCAGCUGGACUGGGGAACUGAGGGAUCUGGAGUCCCACAUGACACUGCCAGUUAAGGGAACUUUCAAGCCAAAUGCCAGAUGGAAACAUCAGUUAUUGGACUGCAGAAAGUUUCCAGUAGUGUGUUCACUAUGUGGUAAGAGUAGAAUAAAUCGUGAAGACAUAUCCUGUCACCUCAAUGAAAAAUCUGGAGAUUGCCCUCGUGUCAUUAUUCCAUGUCCGUACCAAAAAUAUGGAUGCCAAUUUGCUGGGCGUAGAGAAGUAAUGGCCAGUCACGAGAAAGAGGCUGCACAUUUACACCUGACCUGUAUGGAGUAGAAAGUCGAUUCACAGGACAGACAGAUUUCUAGUCUGGAUAAAACUGUUCAGGAGUUAAUUGGAAUUUUGGAAAAGAAGAAGAUCAAUUUUGAGUCAGUAGUAUCACAAUUAAAGGAAUCCCAGAUGAUGAGCUACAAUGGUAAACAGUUGUGGAAAGUCGAGAUAGUAUCAGGAACAAACAAGUACCAUAGCCGUUCCUUC
Molecule: messenger RNA, 868 nt
Organism: Mercenaria mercenaria
Lineage: Eukaryota; Metazoa; Mollusca; Bivalvia; Venerida; Veneridae
Product: TNF receptor-associated factor 6-B-like
Exons: 7
Coding region: 47-667 (206 amino acids)
Biological process (GO): regulation of canonical NF-kappaB signal transduction; protein K63-linked ubiquitination; positive regulation of JNK cascade
Cellular component (GO): plasma membrane signaling receptor complex
Molecular function (GO): zinc ion binding
Source: RefSeq, a predicted model, not a curated record